ACUGUGGGCGGGGAACGAGAACGCAAAUUGGAGGAAUUAUUUUACAUUACGCUUAUUGACACAAUUCUAGCUCAUUACUAACUGAAUUCGAACUUAUUAAACGUGGCCAUUGUUAGUAUUGGAAAAAGUUAGGUUACUUGUCUCUGAUACCCUGCAAGCGUACCAGUAGUUAUUCUAGCCACGGUACUACACUAGCAAGCUAAUAUAGCUAAGUUAGCUGACAGGCAGGGAGGCUGUAAAUCUGUCACUGAACCUCAAGUUAUCUUCUAGUUCUGCCCAGACAAAACAAUAGAGUAAAGUCCAUCUAAAUGUGAUUGCUGGGUCAAAUACGAGCAGGACGAGGCCACAACAGUCAGAAUCACUGUUGGGUAAGAAAAACAGACUGAAGGCAGUCUAAAACUGAGAAUGGAAUCAACAUCCUUGCUGUUAAAGUCCGUGUCCAGGCGAGUGUGGUCGCCCACCCAGAGGCCCUUCAGAGUGUGCUGUCAUGCCAGGGUGACCAAGAAGGGCGUCACUGCAGGGACCCUGGAGGAGCUGAGGGAGAAGGUCUGCCAGGCGCUGCUGCUGUCCAUGUCGACCAUGUCCUUGUCCUUGGUGUGUGAGGAGGACGGGACAGAGGUCAACUCUGAGGACUUCCUCAUGUCCCUACCAGACAACACUGUGCUCAUGGCCCUGGAACCUAAACAGACAUGGAGACCUGCCAUGGGUGCAGUGCCCCUCAAACAGCUGCACAACGCCAAGCCUCGCACAGGAAAAGACAUUGCCCGGGUGACCUUUGACCUCUACAGGCUGAACCCUAAGGACGUUUUUGGUUCUUUGAGCGUCAAGGCAACCUUCCGAGGCCUGUAUUCUGUCAGUGCGGACUUUAAAUGCCUCGGGCCCAAGAAACUCAUCAGAGAGGCGCUUCGCGUGGCUUCCACCCUGCUCCAGGCAGCGGGCCACAUGCUGAUCUCCUCAGCCUCUGUCAUCCGCCGCAUCAUCGAGGGAGCCGAGAUCUGGCACACCCAGAGGCCCGAGGCCGCCGAGUACUGGGACUGAGACUGCAUCUUGUCGUCCAAUAACGGCCAUUUUGUUCCAACAGAGCCUGUUCGAACAGGGGCCUGCAUGGUUGGAUUCUCGAUAUAGAUUUGCGAUGCUGUUUGACCCAGUGUGGUGUCUAUGAGCUGAUUGCGCUGAACCAUGACUACCGUGGAGAUGACUGUUUGAUGACAAUCUUUUGUGUAAAUGAUGUAAAUCAUCAUCAGUAAUGUGACACAACUGAAGUUGUGUGUGUCUUGUGUUAGGAGCCCUUGCUGCUUUAGGGUCUGCUCCUUACAUGUAUUAAUUAGGGCUAUUUUUGUUUUGAUUGUUCUGAGUAAAUAAAUGAUAUGCUGCAGAAAGCAAAACCAGUGACACCAGGACAUUUUUAAAGAUACAUAUUUUACCUCUAAGCAAACUGUGAUACUGUAACACUAUAAGAUACACAAAUAAAUAAUGAUAAACAACAACU
This is a messenger RNA of Osmerus eperlanus (European smelt), 1489 nucleotides long. It is a transcript of the gene cideb, whose product is annotated as cell death inducing DFFA like effector b. Gene Ontology annotation, biological process: apoptotic process; regulation of apoptotic process. Lineage: Eukaryota; Metazoa; Chordata; Actinopteri; Osmeriformes; Osmeridae. The record is from RefSeq and is a predicted model, not a curated record. Bases 406 to 1038 code for a protein of 210 amino acids. The transcript is spliced from 6 exons.